Messenger RNA from Drechmeria coniospora, 564 nucleotides. RefSeq lists its product as uncharacterized. The transcript has 2 exons. NCBI's taxonomy places the organism in Eukaryota, Fungi, Ascomycota, Sordariomycetes, Hypocreales, Ophiocordycipitaceae. The record is from RefSeq and is a predicted model, not a curated record. Bases 1 to 564 code for a protein of 187 amino acids.
AUGGCCUCGUACUUUCACUACAACGCGCAGCCGGCGCACCCCACGUCAAUGUCACACAGCCAUCAUCACGCCGGCGGUCGCAAUCGCAGGGCACCUCGGCUCUCGGUGUCCCAGAACGCCCACCGACAGCUUCGCAGCGCCCGCGGCAUGAGGGACAUGAACGAAACGGCAGCCUUAUCGGCCUUUCGCCUCAAGUUCGAGGCGUGCCGCUCCUUCGACCUCGAGGACGACCUCGAAUUCUGCCCCAACCUGUUGACGGAAACGGACUUGGUUUCCAUCUCUAGCGCCUCGGAACGUUCGUCGCUCGCGAGCAACUCGCCCGAAUCCUCGCCCACGCAACAACCCCAGACGGUGACGCCGGGCUUCUCCCUCAACUCGAGCUCGCCCGCCUUCAUCCCGCCGAGCUACCCCAGCCACCAAGCGAACGUCAAGCUCCACCAUCCCUCGGCCACGCGCGGCCGCAACGCCAUCCCCAUCAUCAACCCCGUCACGGGCAUCUCCAUGUCCAGCCCGCCCCCUUCGGUGUCGCCGGCCGCCAUGCAGGCUCUCGGCCGCAGGUGGUAG